This is a messenger RNA of Lutra lutra (Eurasian river otter), 1661 nucleotides long. RefSeq names its product PAXX non-homologous end joining factor (gene PAXX). The transcript is spliced from 6 exons. Gene Ontology annotation, biological process: double-strand break repair via nonhomologous end joining. The coding region runs from base 735 to 1502 and encodes 255 amino acids. Gene Ontology annotation, molecular function: molecular adaptor activity. Lineage: Eukaryota; Metazoa; Chordata; Mammalia; Carnivora; Mustelidae. The record is from RefSeq and is a predicted model, not a curated record. Gene Ontology annotation, cellular component: nonhomologous end joining complex; site of double-strand break; nucleus.
UGCGGGCUCCCUCGGCCGCGAUCCCCUGGCCUGGCGCGCACGGCCCCCUCUUGUCCAGGUCACAGCUCAAACGGCUCAAACUGCUACCGAGAGUUGCACGUUUCCUGUGUUUAUUAUUUGUCGUCCCGUUAGAUCUCACAAGCCACAGGCGACCGGAGACCUUGUCCGCGGGUGAAGGUGUGCCCGAGGCCGAGGACUCCGGGCACAAGAGAGGGGCCGGGCGAAGGAGGGGAACGGACGGGUCGUACUUUAUUCCCUUUGCACCGGGCCGGCGUGCGGCUUGGCGGAUCUGAAGACGACGUGAGAAACAUCUCGCGGACGGCGAGGGCCGGUGUGGACGGCACGAGGAGGCCGCUGGCACCGCCGGGGGCGAAGCGCAAGCCCGGGGAACCCCGGACUCGGCGGGGCGGCGGGCGCGCAGCUGCGGGGGGCGGGGAGGCGGGCAGGUGGGCAGAGGCCCCCAGGCGGGCCUGGGGACCCCGCCCCGCCCCGCCCGGAGAGCCCCGCCCCAGGCUCGCAGGCCCCGCCCCGCGCCCUAAGCUCGGUAGGCCGCGCCCCCUGGCCCCGCGCCGUUCCGGGGCUCGGGGCGGGGACCCGGCCGUCAGCCCCGCCCCGCGCAGGCCCCGUGGGCCCCGCUCGCGCCCCGCCCCCCGUUCCGGAGCCUUGCUCCCGCGCUGCGCCCUAGGCCUGCAGGCGCGCGGGCCGGUGGGUGGCCCUCCGCUCGCCGUGGAGCCAUGGUGCCGCCGCCGCUGUCACCGCCUCUUUGCACGCUGCCACCGGGCCCCGGGCCCCCGCGCUUCGUGUGCUUUUGCGAGGGGGAGGGAGAGGACGGAGGCCCCGGCGCCUUCAACCUCUAUGUGACCGACGCAGCGGAGCUAUGGAGCACCUGCUUCACGGCGGACAGCCUGGCGGCCCUCGUGGGUAGCGGCGCUCCCGGGCGGGCCCGGAAGCCCCCAGCACCCCCGACUGCAGUGCGGACCGCCUAUGAGAUGGAGAAAGCCCGUUUUGGCCUGAGCGCGGCUGAGGAUAUCACUUCCCGGUUCAGGGCAGCCUGCGAGCAGGGAGCUCUGACUUUCGUCCUGCAGGAGGACCGAGCGUCCCUCACCCUUUCAGGGGGGUCCUCAGCACUGGAUUUUGACCUCUCCAAGGUGCCGGGCCCAGAGGCAGCCUCCAGGUUGCAGGCGCUGACACUGAGGCUGGCAGACCAAGUGUGCACCUUGACGAGGCAGCUGGCAGGUGCGGUGGGGGGGCAGUGCCCAGAGCCUUCACUGGGCCCCGUUCCUGCUAGCGCCUGUACUCUUGGCUUCUUCCCCAGCUGCGGAGGUGACAGCUGCCAGCCCCAGAAAGAGCCCUGGUCUGGGGCCUCAGUUCCUCUUACCGGACCCAGAUCCUCAGAGAGGCGGCCCUGGACUCGGGGUCAGGAGGCGGUGUCCAGGAGAGUCCCUCAUCAACCCCGGCUUCAAGAGAAACCAGCCGGUGGUGUAGACUUUGAGAGCCCUUGAGGGUGCAGCAGAGUGUGAUCCUGCCAGCAAUCCGCCUGUGAGGUGGGGACAGCCUCUGAGAGCCGUCUGCGCGCACCCGUCCUACCGGAGGGUCGGGCACGCCUGCUCCCCACACCCCUUCUCCGUUGAAUAAAUGCUUCCUCGCAGGGAGGAACUGGC